AUGGAGAAUGAAAAUGAGAACAAUGCGGUUGGUGAGAACCACGAGAAUACUUACGAUGAUUAUGGCUUAGGCGAGCCACUUUAUGAUGAUGAUAUUGAUGGUGGUGGAGAAAAAAGUACUGAAAGGAUCCCGAAAGACCAAGCAACUUAUUUGACAAUAUGA
Molecule: messenger RNA, 162 nt
Organism: Funneliformis caledonium
Lineage: Eukaryota; Fungi; Glomeromycota; Glomeromycetes; Glomerales; Glomeraceae
Source: the annotation of a GenBank genome assembly